CUCACUCACUCAUUUACGCUCAGCAGCCAGCAAACGUUGGACGUGUUUUUCGUGCGUGCGUGUUUUGCGAAACACUGUUCAGUGUCGAAGCGCUCCCGGGAGCCCCCAGCCCUUUUUUCAAGUUCUCUUAUCACAAAAUACGGAAAGCGUGCGGGCAGCACAGUAGUAGGCGCGCGUUCCUAAGCCAACCGUACGUUCGAAUGUGUGUGACGAGGAGUAGUUCUGUGUCGGUGUGUCUGUGAAUUUGGAAAUUGACCGUCUGGUGCAGGAGUGUUUAACCUGCGACCGGGUUUUUGUUGUUGUUGUUGUUGCGGCCACAACGACAGACGAAAUCGAUUAGUCGCGAAAAGGGUCACGCCGUGAUCACGCGAGCAAACGCGAGGCAAAGGAUUAUCGAACCUUGUCUCGCAAAGGUUGUUGUGUAGGGUUUAGGGCUGUGUGUGUGUUGGUGUGCGCGAGACAUCCAGCAAGGAUGUGUUGGUGAGGGAUGCGCUGUUGUCCUGACAGGUUUGGUGGGAUUUCCUUUGCAGUUGUACCUCUCCUGAAGUGCAAGUCGAGUGAAAUUUUGGCCCCAUAAGUGCACUGAAAGUGAAAUUUGUUUGCACACUGCCAACCAUAAAGUGUCGAUUUUUAGGUCGUUCAAUCGUUGAAAAGUGAAAACAAAAUAGUAAAAACAGCAGCAGCAGCUGCCAAAAAUGUGCCCCCGGCUGGAGCGGGCAAGUGGAGUUUGAAAUCUCGUGACACGUUCCCCCCCGGCGGUGGCACAUGUUGGCAUGUGCCUUCGCGGGCCUGUGAGAUAGUGCGUGCGUUCGUGUGUGUUUGUGUGUGUGUUUGUGUAUGCAAGUGUGUGUGUUUUUUUAUUUGUAAAACCCUCCACGCUUUUAUCCCGGAAAGCAGCGCAGCAGCACGCAGAAUCGAUUAAAUGUCCCAUCUCUUGUGCCGGUUGUGAAUAACACCAUAACACAAAACAGAGUCCGUACCAACCCAGUUUUUUUAUUCGUACGUGUAUGUGUGUACUGUGUGUGUGUGUGUGCUAAAAGCUGAACAACAACAAUGACCGAGCGGAAGUUCACCCGCGGGCUUAACAAGCCCGGCAUGGCGGCACAGCUGAGGGAAAACAUCUCGCAAGUUGUACGUGAAUCCACCUCACUUACCAAACCGAUCAUAGUAGAACCGAUCGACUUCGAGGCGUUUGUGGUGAAAAACCGGACACUCAUACAGAACGAUCCGCAGCGAGAGCUGCUGCUUUAUCCAAACGAUGACGUAUCGGAGAUCCUACAGCCAAAGAAGUUCCGCACCGUGCACAGCAACAUUCCCGGUCACGUGUCGCAAGCGGCCACCACCACCAGCACCAAUGGGUCGAGCAAACGUAGUAACGGUGGGGCGGACUCUGCGACAAGCAGCCAAAACGGUACGCCGACCAGCAAUCGAUCUCAGACGUCGUCUGCGUCGUCGUCGUCAUCAUCGUCGGCAGGUUCCGGCGGCGGUACGGCGAUCGGUGGACUGUUGCUUACCCGGCAGGCCCUGCACACGUACAACUCGCCGAACCAUCUGAUCCACUACAAGUACAGCAAGUACGGCGGGACGUGUUACGAUCUGCCACGAAUAUCACCCUCGGAGGAGCUGCGGGAGGAGGUGUACGAGGUGGACACGGAUCCGGACCGGCUGGACGAGCAGAUGACCCGCUCCCAGGCGGACACGAUCGCGAAGCAGGGCUACCUGUUCAAGGGCCCGGACACCAACUCCGACCGCAUGUUUGCCCACAUCGGGUCGAAGUCGUUCAAGAAGCGGUACUGCUACCUGCGCCAGGAGAUCGACGGCACGUACAUACUCGAGCUGCACAAGGACGAGAAGCAGGCGGAGGCGAAGGCCACGAUCGUGAUGGACUUCUGCACCGAGGUGGUGCCGAACCCGAAGAAGGGCCGGUUCUGCUUCGAGCUGCGGAUGAAGAUGAACGAGGGCCAGCACGGCAAGUCGGUGACGCUGGCGGCGGACGACGAGGCGGAGAUGGAGGACUGGCUGCGCAAAAUCUCGUCCGUGCUGCAGCAGAACAAGCUGCAGGAGGACAAGCGGGUCGCGUCGCUGGAACGGGCGGCGGCACCGCUAGCCACCGCGAACGCCAACACCGCCACGCUGCCGGCCAGCCCGUGCAGCACGAUGCAGUACGGCACGCUGAAGGGGCUGGAGCAGAGCAUGAACCCGCAGCUGAAUCGGUACGCGCGCGAAACGGACCAAUCGAUCGCGCAGGCCCGGCGGGACAGCCGGAAGCGGCUGUUCGGCGGGCAGCAGCUGCUCUACCUGCAGUCGGGCGGCACUGUCGGCGGUGGUGGUGGGAGAGGCGGUGGGGCGGUACCGUCGGUACUGGCAGGGGGAGCGGCGAGUGCGGCCGCACUGAGCCGGUCGGAAGCGUUCAUCGAACCGUACCGGGAGCAGUUCGGGCAGCGCAUUCUGAUCAAGUGCGACUCGCUACGGUUCCGGCUGCUGGGCCCGAUCGAUGGGGUGAAUGGACCGCCGGUGCCGGAUUCGGAUGCGCCGCUCUGUCAGAUCGAACCAUACCUCACCAGCGUGGCGCUGUACGAUGCCCGAGCCGGCCGAAAGUUGAGCGAAAAUUUCUACUUCGAUCUCAACAAAGAGCACGUGCACGAACUGCUGACCGGCAGUUGCAAAGCCGAGCGGCCCGUCUGUGCCUCCCCGAACGCGGCCAACAAAGCGCACCACAAUGGCAACGGCACGCUGAAACCGGGCCGCACCAAAUGUGACACGCACAGUGACGAGCUGCACUCGGCGGCGGUCACCAAAGAGUGGCUGGCCCGUGCGAGGCAAGCCAUUUUCAACGUGACCGUACCGCACGCGGACAUCUUUAUCGUGGUGCGGAUCGACAAGAUACUGCAGGGUGCCAUCAAUCCGUCGGUCGAGCCGUACCUGAAGACGACCAAAGACCCGAAGGUGCUGUGCAAGCUGCAGAAGACGAUCAAGCAGUACGCGCAAAAGUGUGGCCACUAUCGGAUGCCGUUCGCGUGGGCCGCCCGGCCACUGUUUCAGCUGUACAGCAACGAUCUGGACACGUCGUACGAGUUCCCGGCCAUCUACCGGCAGGAGGGCGCGAAGCUGAAGGACGAGGAGCUGCUGAAGCUGCUGGCCGAGUACAGGAAGCCGGACAAGUUCAGCAAACUGACUGUGAUACCGGGCUCCUUGAAGAUUUACAUUGAAGCACUGAACGAACUGCCCAACAACUGCCUUACAAACAGUUUGGUACCGUUAAAUCCGUUCCCCAUUCCACCCGUCGCGGAUCCGACCGUCGAGGUGACGGAAUUUGCCAACAGCUCCGAGCAACACCUCCAUCCCUUCGUACACUUUGUGAACCAUCUGUUUGUGUAUCCGCUGCAUUUGAACUACGACAGUCAGAAGCAUUUCUCCCGAGCCCGUAAUUUGGCUGUGAUCGUGGAGCUUCGCGACAGCGAUACGGCCGAAGCCAAAUCGAUUGAGUGUAUCUACGGACGACCCGGGCAGGAGCAGCUGGUCUCGCAAAUGUCUUGCCCGGUGCUGCACCACAACACCAGCCCGACCUGGUACGAGGAGAUCAAGCUGCGCCUUCCGCUCAACAUUACGCCCCAGCAUCAUUUGCUGUUUUCCUUCUUCCACGUGUCGUGCAAUAUUGCGAAAAAGAAAGACCUCACCACUACCAGCACCGAGCAGGCGGUCGGGUUCGCUUGGGUGCCCCUGCUGGCGAAAGGGAAAAUCAACGUCGAGGAACAGUGUCUGCCGGUGGCGACCACCCUGCCAGUGGGCUAUUUGUCGAUCCAGCCGCUCGGUUUGGGCAGAGGGCAGAACGCCGGUCCGGAUGUGCAGUGGAUCGACAACCAGCGGCCCAUCUUCACCGUCAGCCUGCGGCUCGACUCGACCGUGCUGACCACCGACCAGCACCUGCACAAUCUCUUCCUGCACGCGGAACGCUUGCUGGAGCACACGAAAACGAUCGCCCCGCCGGACACGACGGAAACGUGCAAGAUCCUGAAGGCGGCCCACGCGAUACAGAUCGGUUCGCUGAUCACGUUUUUGCCCACCAUACUGAACCAGCUGUUUGCGCUGCUCGUGGCGACCGGCAGCGAGGAGGUGGGCCUGAACAUCAUACGCCUGCUGGUCAAUCUCUUUCACAUGGUGGCGGAGGACGCGAAGCGCAAGGAGCUGCUCAGUGCGUACGUGAAGUACGUGUACCGCAUCGACAGCCAGCCGGCGGGCGGGAGCUCGCCGACCGCGCAGCAAAACACCGUCCAUGGGGAGCUGUGUCGGCAUCUGCUCACGCUGCUCCACCCGAACAAUACGGACUUUUUGGUGGUGAACAAGUUUCUGAAGUUUUCCGGCAUCUUUUUCGAGGUGAUUGUGAAGAGCAUGGCGCAGUAUCUGCUGUCGACCGGGCGCAUCAAGAUGCAGCGGAACGAGCGGUUUCCGAAAGAGUUUUGCAGCCGCAUCGAGGCACUGUUUCAGGUGCUGGUGCCGUACAUCAACUCCCGCCACAAGGACCUGCCGAUGGAGACGGAGCAGCUCAACCAGAGCUUGUCCGUGUUUGUGAAGCGCUGCCUCUCGUUCAUGGACCGCGGGUUCGUGUUUCGGUUGAUACGGGUGUAUAUGGACCGGUGGGGACCGGGUGAUUCGCGCAUCCUGCACGAGUACAAGUUUAGCUUCCUGCGGGAGGUGUGUUCACACGAGCACUACGUACCGCUGAACCUGCCCUUCAUGCUAACGCCCAACAAUCGGGCGCCGGAUCUGCUGCAACAGUUCUGCCUGUCGGAGGAGUACUGUCGGCAACACUUCCUGGUGGGCAUUUUGCUGCAGGAGGUGAAGAGUUCACUGAACGAGGUGAACCACAUUCGACGGCUGGGGCUGGUUACGCUGAAGGAGCUGCUUGCCAAGCACGAUCUGGACGAUCGCUACCAGAACAAGGGCCAGCAGAGCCGGCUGGCGAUGCUGUACGUGCCCUGGCUGGGGAUUGUGCUGGAGAACCUUAACCGCAUAUCGGACGGGACCGAUCGGAAGGGCAAACACCAUGACCCGGUCGGUGCCAACCGUAUGUCGUGCAGCAGUAGCUACGUAUUCGCGCGCGACUCGCUGCCCACGCUGCCCACGACGGCGACACCGUCCGCCGUGGCCUCCCAAACCAGCACACCAAAGUCCCGCUCGAACCGGGUGACGAUGUUUAUCGAGUACACGAGCCCGAUCCGCUCGUCGCUGCAUCUGAAGGAUACGAGCUUUCUGGCGGCCAUCGCCGGACAGGGACAGGCGUCCGCCGCCCUGUCCAAUGGGCACUCGAGCAGCUCGCUCAACUCGGAGUGCUCCACGCUGUCGCAGGACGGUACGGUGGUGAUACGGAACCAGUUCAACGACUCGUCGUACGCCAACUCGGCCCGCCCGAGCCACGCCCGGUCGGUGAGCGUGACGCAGCCCACCAUCAUCCAGCGGACGGACAAGUUUUCCGUGACGGAAACCAAAGAUCUGCUCGUCAGCUUCCUGUUCGUGGUGAAGCAUCUGGCGCCGGAGCACAUGAUCGCCUGGUGGCACAACUGCACCGAAAGCGAGACGGUACAGUUCUUUACCGUGCUCGAUCUGUGCCUGCUGUACUUCCGGUACGUGGGCAAAAAGCACGUCCAGGUGCCGGCGGACGGGGGGCGCGAUGCGAAGAGUAGCAAGGCGGCGAAAGCGAGCACCUUGCCGGCGCGGGUUCUGCCGCCCAGCGCAACGAACGGCGGCGAGGCCGGGUUCGAGUCGGGCACGCUGAACCACACGGCAAACCGGGAAAAUCUGGUCGAGGAAACGUGGCGCCUCAAGCAGGCCCUGUACGAGUCGAACCUGGCGACGGAGAUCGGGCUGAUCGUGCUGGACUGCAUUGGGCUGUACUCGGUCCAGUUCCGCGAGUCGAUGCUCGACGGCACGGUGCUGCCGAAGAUUGCGCGCGUCUAUCUGCGCUUCCUGCAGCUCGGCCAGUCGGAGUCGCUCUCCAAGCACGUGUUUGCGGCGCUGCGCGCCUUCAUCAACAACUUCUCGCAGGCCCUGUUCAAGGGUACGGCCGUGCUGUGCGGCCAGCUGGUGUACGAGCUGCUCAAGUGCUGCGACAGCCGGCUGGCCAGCCUGCGGCAGGAGGCGUGCGCCGUGUUGUAUCUGCUGAUGCGCAGCAACUUUGAGUUUAGCGGCCGGAAGGGGCUGACGCGCGUCCAUCUGCAGGUGAUCAUUUCCGUGUCGCAGAUGAUCGGCAACGUGAUCGGGCUGAACAAUGCGCGCUUCCAGGAGUCGCUGUCCACGAUCAACAACUACGCGAGCAGCGACAAGGCGAUGAAGGGUACGGGCUUCCCGAUGGAGGUGAAGGAUUUGACGCGCCGCGUGCGUACCGUGCUGAUGGCUACGGCACAGAUGCAGGCGCACCACAUGGACCCGGAACGGUUGCUGGAGCUGCAGCACUCGCUCGCCAACUCGUACGCUUCCACGCCCGAGCUGCGCCAAACGUGGCUGACGACGAUGGCCAACAACCAUCUGCAGAAUGGAAACAUCUCCGAGGCGGCCUGCUGCUACCUGCACAUUGCCGCGCUCGUGUCGGAGUAUCUCAAGCUGAAGGGUUGCUGCCCGGUGGCGCUUGGGGCGGAAUCGUUCGGGCGUAUCUCGCGCAACAUUCCGCGGGAUGAGAAGGGCCUGAAGCUGGACAGUGGCACGCAGGACUCGCAGUACACGGAACAGUUUCUGCUGGAGCGGUUGAAGGAGUGUGCCGACUAUUUGGAUCGGGCCGAGCGGCUCGAGUGUCUCGGGGAGCUGUACCGGUUGAUCCUGCCGAUACUGGAAUCGCGGCGGGAUUAUCCGGGGCUGACGCAGUGCUACGAGCAUCUGGCGCAGGCGUACACACGGGUGAUCGAGUUCAACAAGUCGGGCAAGCGUUUGUUGGGUCGGUUCUACCGUGUGAUCUUCUUCAGUCAGCUUUAUUUUGAGGAGGAAAACGCUGUGGAGUACAUUUACAAGGAGCCAAAGGUGACGUCGCUGAGCGAAAUUUCCGAACGAUUGGACAAGCAGUACAGGGACAAGUUUGGGGCGGAUAAUGUUAAGAUAUUGAAAGACUCGGCACCUGUUGAUCAGUCGACACUGGAUCCAAAGAUUGCCUACAUUCAGGUGACGCACGUAACGCCCUACUUCUGCAAGGACGAGCUGGAAAUGAGACCGACGGAAUUCGAGCAAAACCAUGACGUGGACACGUUCAUGUACGAAACACCGUUCACACCGUCCGGCGCCGCCCACGGCACUGUAGAGGAUCAGUGGAAACGAAGAACGAUCUUGACGACUCUACACAGCUUUCCGUACGUGUUGAAGCGUAUCCCGGUGCGCGAUCGGCAAUCGCUCGAGCUCAGCCCCAUCGAGGUAGCGAUCGACGAGAUGCAGACGAAGGUGGCCGAGCUGGAGGAGAUCGUAAUGGGUCCGAUCGAUCUGAAGAAGCUGCAGCUACGGCUGCAGGGCAGUGUGGCGGUGACGGUAAACGCUGGCCCGCUUGCGUACGCGUCCGCCUUUCUCGACCCGGCCAAAGUUAGCACCAAAAAGUACCCACUGGACAAGGUGGAAGAUCUGAAGGAAGUGUUCCGGUGCGCAUUCUCAACAAUCAUAGUCCAAUUUCGAGUCACUUUCAUUGUUUCUUUUUUAUUGUAUUACAGCGAUUUUAUAAAAAUCUGCUACACGGUCCUGCAAAUCAACGCCAACCUUAUCUCGUCCGAUCAGCGCGAGUACCACAACGCGCUGAAGGAGAACUACGAAAACCUCUGCUCGGCGUUGAGCGAUCUGCUGGGCGAGAUCGUGUACCCGCUGGACGAUGGGAAUAAUAACGCGCACCGGCACAGCUUGGCCCUGUUCAGUGCGAUCAGCGGUGCACCAACGAACUCCAGCACUGCCUAAGUCCCGUCGGUCGGUGGAAAUUGGUUUCAGUAGCAUUGAGCGUUUAAAGGGAUGCACAAAAAUUUCGAUCAAAUUAAAUACUCCGAACCCCGAACGGGUGGGUUUGAGGAAUAGACAACAAUAUAGGGAUAGAACACACAUACACACACACACACGUACCACAAGGCAUAGAUGAAUCCACUGACACAAUGUUGCUCACGCUCACGCUGGUUCCCGCCAGCAGCGAGCACAGCGCAUUGCCACAAAGCUAUGAGUAAGUUUACUCGGUACGAUUCGCCGAAAUUCUACCAAGUAGAGGUCAAUUUUUAUCCACGUUUAAACUAAAGUCAAAAGUAAUACUCUCAUUGCGCUGGGUUUUAUUUUUUACCCCGUAUGUAGAUCGUGUUGUUUCGUAAAGUAUAUUUAAAAAAAACAGGCUUUACACCGUCGUUGGUUUCGAUUGAAUAUUUUAAACUAAUACUAAUAAUGUAUGAGAUAUUGUUCAUACUAUAGCAUUCAAAACUUCUCAAAAGCUCACCGCCUAGCGGGGUCAAUGUUUCUCGACAUUACUUCUAAAUUGUAAACAGUUUAUCCACAAAAAAAACAACAACAACACUACAAUUGUUUCGUUCAAAACGAAUCUCAACCGUAUCUGAAGCGCACAUCACGAAGCAGUAAACAAAAACAUAGAUAACACGCCCGCCACAUCACGUUUUUUUGGGAACGACAAAGUAUCAUGAUUAAGAUAAAAAACAAAGAAAACAAACAUAUAAACACUAAUUAAAGGCAUUCAAAUCUUUAGGGAGAAAAUGCGCCUCAAACAAUCGAUCGCCCGCGCACCUGCUCGAUCGAUCCCGUUUGAUGGGCCAUUUUCAAAUUGGAACUUACCUCGCAUAACUUAGUUUCAGUUUUUGUGGUCCUAUUUGUGUGCUUUGUGUGGGGCAGCCAACGAACAACACGAAUCGAAAGAUCAUAUUGGAACGCGCUCUGGCAAACCUCUUACCAAACGCUGUCGCUGUACAUAUAUAUAUACAUAUAUAUUUUGCGUUGUGUAAGUGAAGUAGAGUUUUAUUGUUAUUGUUGUUGUCGUCCUGAAUUAUUGUAAGCUUGCAUGUGUUUGUGUGAAGACCGUACAAAAAGAAAAACAAGCAAUCCCGCGUUGCGCUCUCUAUCUCCGUAAGGUGUGGGAUUUGUAAUAUACCCAGCCUGCAUCACGCGCAAAGCUUUCUUGUGUGUAUGUAUGUAUGAUAUGUAAUGAUUUUCCUGUACGUUUAAGAUUUUGUUAAUUAUUGUUACCCUUUUUGGUAAGAUUGUGCUUACACACAUACGCAAGCCAUACAGCCAUUAUACUGUAGAGAAGAAGAAAGGAAAAAAAACGGAUACAUAUUAACUAUCCCUUUUGAAGGUAACAGCUCGCUCAGAUGAAAAUCCCGUAUAACAAAAUGUUUCCUCUCCUGUACUGUGUGUAGAGCGGUAGUUCACUAAAAAACCCCCGUACGCAAAGACUGCCAAUACUAAUCGGAAAACUACUCAAACGACUCAAUUUUAUCGAAUCUUACACGUGUUUUUACUAAACCGUUUUUGCACCAAUUUUAAACCAUCUUACUAUCAUCCUGUUCGUCUCUAUACAAACUUAAAUAGAAAAACAAAACAAAACAAUAACGCAUCUACGCAAACAAUACAGUGUCACAAGGAAACACUUUUGUUCUUUAAUUUAAGUAGAUAGUUUAUAAUGGUAGCGAAAGUGAAGCUGCUGCGUGUGCCCUCAGGCACAACGUUGGCUUCAGCCCCCCACAAAACAGUAAGGUAAAACACCAUAGUAAGCAGCUGUCCGGAUGGCCAAAUCACCAAAUCACCGACAGAGGGAGACGGCGUAAGGUGGAAAUGCCAAUUGUGACACUAUUAUAGUUUACAGACCGAAAGGAGAAAGUUAAGACACUUAUUUAAGGUGUGUACUUUUGGGUAGUGAGUUCUAGGAUUGAUAGGUUUAACAGAUCUUUUAAUAUUGUUUUAAUUUCUUUUAUAAGCGCAAAUGCAAGAAACUGUAAACAAAAAUUGUAGCAAAUUGAAACGAGUACGAGUGUACGAUUGUGGAGCAAGCAGAAGCAGAAGCUUAUUUAUGAAACAUUAGUUCGAAAAUAACCAACACAACAGCUGCUUCCCAUUACUGUGAGUAUGUAAGACGUUCGUUUACUACUUCUAUUCCAAUUUAAACCACCGCCCAAUUAGAAUCUGCAGGACUGCACUCUAUUCCAAUUCUCUUCUAUUCCAAUUAAACCACCACCCAAUUAGAAUCUACAGGACUGCACUAGUCAGAACCAGCUUCGCGCUCCUUCUCAUCCGCUUUGUACGAAAAUAAUCGUCUAUGUUUAUGUGUGAAUAUUUAAACGCUAUUGCGCAUAACGAUUUCUGUUUUCCGUUGAAGGCCGUUUGCCAGCGGCUAGCUUUGCACUUAUGAAUAUUUCCAACAAAAAAAACCAAGAGCUCUAUAUCGUAUGGCAUUGUAUUGUAUUAAUAGGCUUUGUUGUUAAACAUUCUAUACGCUGCCAUAAAGGCACUGUCUCUGUGUUUUAAGCAUCAAGCAUCUUCUCAGUGGACCACACGUGUAGUGCGCACAAAUUGGCGUGCGCAAAAUGUGAUUAGCAGGCGCGCCCGGUGUUUGACCGCGCGCGCUCUAUCUGUAUCGUUGUUAUGUGUUACGUGUGUCGCUGUUUUGUUGCCUCCCGAACACAAGUGUGUGUGUAUUUGUCCAUUUAUAAACUAUCGUUUAUUGAGGGGAGGGAGAGAAGGAUAAAAUCACAAGCUAUUUGAAACGUACAACAUGGGGCGGAGACGUUCAUUUAUGGCCCCCUGUAACAAAUAACAAACGAUCAAACGAUCAAAAGCAAAACACCGUGACGCUGGAACAGGAAUUACUCAGACGCUAGAAAUUAAGUAGGUCAUAUUGAAAGACGGGAAUGAGAAUAGAAUGCGCGAAAUAUUGUGUAACAGCAAACAGCAAAUUAUACACAAACACUUUUCACAAAAUAGUGAUAAUAAUAGUCAAAACCAGCAAAAAAUGUAUGAAAUUCAACGUCAUAACGUAGCCGGUGGUUGCGUAUACAAUUCAAAUUCAAGAAGCAGCAACACCUUCCCCCUUGCACUCGCGUUACCGCACAGAGGGUGGCUUUAAAUCAAAUAAACAAUAGUAGGAUCAUUAUUCCUGGAUUACAUUA
Messenger RNA from Anopheles gambiae (African malaria mosquito), 11111 nucleotides. It is a transcript of the gene Ziz, whose product is annotated as dedicator of cytokinesis protein 9. Gene Ontology annotation, molecular function: guanyl-nucleotide exchange factor activity. NCBI's taxonomy places the organism in Eukaryota, Metazoa, Arthropoda, Insecta, Diptera, Culicidae. The transcript is spliced from 12 exons. Gene Ontology annotation, biological process: small GTPase-mediated signal transduction; positive regulation of GTPase activity. The record is from RefSeq and is a predicted model, not a curated record. The coding region runs from base 1054 to 7917 and encodes 2287 amino acids.